Messenger RNA from Triticum aestivum (bread wheat), 1349 nucleotides. RefSeq lists its product as uncharacterized. The coding region runs from base 483 to 875 and encodes 130 amino acids. The record is from RefSeq and is a predicted model, not a curated record. The transcript is spliced from 4 exons. Lineage: Eukaryota; Viridiplantae; Streptophyta; Magnoliopsida; Poales; Poaceae.
UUCAUAAUCUCCUUCUUCCUUCUUACGAUAGCAGCAGCACAACCCCAAAUCCCCCAAUCUAGCUUGACCGCCAGCCGACUCCAGGACCAAUCCGCUCGCUUAUCGUUCGCCGACCGUGGCGGAGGUCCAGAUCCGGUGCCUAGCUGGGCGAGUACGACCAGUAGAGGUGCCGUUCCAGCUCUUGGUCGUCUCGACGCGGUCGGUGCUGCCCCGGCGGGUCUCGCCCUGUUCCAAGCCGCACUUGAGGGUACUCUGCUCGGCAUUCAGAGGUCGACCUCGCCUCGUACUUUUUCCUACCCCAAUCCGUCAUUCUCCACAGUUUCCCCCUACUCAUGUGCGGCUAGCUCGGCCACCCACCGACGCUAGAGAAGAAAACUCGGGUCUUAAGAUUAAUCCCGUUCUCGGUGUGAUGGAUAGAUCGGAGCUUGUCGACUAGUGCUAAGCUCGGCUCCCGUUGUUCUGCUAUUGCAUCUCGAUCUUAAAUGGAUGGAAGUAGUGCAACGUCGCCUUUAGGGCAGUCUACAGUUCCAAUAAUCGCAAACUGUGUACCAACAUUAUCAGCCGUGGAAUCGGUCAACAGUGCUCAAAAUCAAGAUUUCAGCGAUGCCACCUCAUUUGCAGAGAUUAAUUCCCCAAUGCUUCUCAUUAAUGAAUCUAGUACACCGAAGAAGAAACAAUCCUUCUCUCAAGAGGGUUCUUUGUACAAACCCCAGUGUGACGAGGAACUGAAGCCCAAAGUAGGGAUGAUAUUUGAUGACAUUGGCUCGGUACUAGAAUUUUACAGGACAUAUGCUCACAAUGUCGGAUUCGGUGUACGUCUCGGACAACAAAGGGUCGUCAAUAAUGUGCUUAAGUGGAAGAGCUCUUUUCAGUAAAAAAGUUUGUGUUCAUCUCUUUCUUAGUUCAGUUGUGGCAAAUGGCGUAUGAAGCUGGACAUAAGGACUUCCUCUCUUCUCAAUAUAUGAUGUUUGAUAUAUGUUUCUAACAAACUUAUUUAAUUGGUAUGCUUAACUAGGUGGAUUGAACUGAUGAAGUUUAUACAGAGUCGCCUUAAAAAAAGGUCUAUAUAGAAUCCAUGGAGGUGGUCGUCUAUUCCAGGAGAUGAAGCUCGAUUAGCAAGAGGCACUAAAAUAUAAGGCAAGAUCAUAGAUCUUUUCUAGCAUCCAUCAGUCCUUAAUACUUCGUUUUCCUGGAAAUGUACUAAAAAUGAUCUAUGUAUGCCUCUUGUGUUGUGUUCCCAUGUACUCGAGUACUCAAAUGCUUGUUGAGAUAUAAUGUACCAUCAGUCCUUAACACGCUGUCUGCCUGGGAAUGUACUAAAUAAGAUAUACGUAUGCCUUUUGUGUUGA